AUGGCUGUCCAGGACGGUGCUCACUUUGACUUCAUUGUCGUUGGCGGUGGCACGGCAGGCAACAUUGUUGCCUGCCGCCUCGCCGAAAACCCCAAUGCCAGAAUUCUGGUCCUUGAAGCCGGUAUUGGCAGCUCUGAGGACAACGAAGAGAUCCGAACACCCGGAUUGGCAAUGGAUAUCCGAGGUAGCCAGUACGACUGGGCCUACAAGACCACCAUGGUCAAGCGCCCCGACUACGAGCGCAUUGAGAAGCCUAACACCCGUGGAAAGGCUCUCGGUGGUAGUUCGUCCCUGAACUAUUUCUCCUGGGUGCCUGGUUCGAAAGGCACUUUCGAUAUGUGGGAGGAAUAUGGCGGAAAGGAAUGGACCUGGGACCCUCUUGUUCCUUACCUUCGCAAGAGCGUGACCUAUCACGACGACGCUGGCUUAUACCCGCCGGAACUCAAGAAAAUUGGCGCCGGGGGUCCGAUCCCAAUCGCUCAUGCCGAACUUAUGCCAGAGAUGAAAGGCUUCCGUGAGCUCCUUUCUCGGGCUUGGAAAUCUACUGGCGAGCCUCUCACAGAGAACAUCUUUGAUGGAACGAUGCGUGGCCUGGUACACAGUGUCAACACUAUCUACAAAGGUCGGCGCUCGGGCAGUUUCCUUGCGGUGGCCGACAAGCGGAAUAUUACUAUUCUGCCUGAAGUGCACUCCAAGCGCCUUAUUAUUGACGAUGCCGAUCGCACGGCUAAGGGUGUGACAGUCAUCACGGGAUCUGGACAAGAGCUUAGUUUCUAUGCCGACCGUGAAGUUAUUGUUUCUCAAGGUGUCUUUGAAUCCCCGAAGCUCUUGAUGCUCAGCGGUAUUGGACCGGCUCCUGAGCUAAACAAGCACGGAAUUCCCGUGAUCGUCGAUUCGCGCCACGUUGGCCAGCAUCUUCAAGAUCACCCGGGUGUUCCUUUCGUCCUUCGUCUGAAGGAUGAAUUCUCAAUGGAUAGUCACGUUUUGCGAAAGGGCCCUCUCCAGGACAAAGUCUUAUCAACUUACGCUAAUGGCCAUGCUGGUCCUAUGGCAUCGCCCUUCCUUGAGAUGAUCGGUUUCCCUCGUAUUGAUAAGUACUUGGAGAAAUCGCCUGAGUACCGUGAGGCAAAGGCUGCUAAUGGUGGCCAAGACCCCUUCUGUCCGUAUGGCCAGCCUCAUUUCGAGCUUGACUUCAUCCCAUUGUUUGGUAGUGCCUUCCAGUGGCACUUCCCCCACCCCAAUAAGGGCAGUUAUAUGACGGUUAUGGUAGAUCUUGUUCGUCCCGUCUCCGAAGGUGGCGAGGUUACGCUUAACAGCGCGGAUCCCCUGCAGCAAGCCAACAUCAACUUGAACUACUUCAGCAAUGACCUCGACAUUAUUGCCAUUCGUGAAGGUAUCAGAUACGCCUAUGAUGUUCUCAAGAAUGGUGAAGGGUUCAAGGAAAUUGUCGAGGACGAAUACCCUUGGGACAUGCCGCUGGACGACGAUGAGGCAAUGAAGCGAACCGUGUUGGAUCGUUCUCAGACCUCUUUCCACCCUUGCGGUACCGCUCGUCUGUCGAAGGAUAUCCAACAGGGUGUGGUCGAUGCUAAUCUGAAGGUGCACGGAAUUAAGAACCUCCGUGUUAUUGACGCCUCUGUCAUCCCUGUUAUUCCGGACUGCCGCAUCCAGAAUUCGGUUUACAUGAUCGCUGAGAAAGGUGCUGACGCUAUCAAGCGUGAUCACGCAGACUUUUACAACUAA
This is a messenger RNA of Penicillium atrosanguineum, 1743 nucleotides long. RefSeq names its product GMC family oxidoreductase. The transcript has a single exon. Gene Ontology annotation, molecular function: flavin adenine dinucleotide binding; oxidoreductase activity, acting on CH-OH group of donors. The record is from RefSeq and is a predicted model, not a curated record. Lineage: Eukaryota; Fungi; Ascomycota; Eurotiomycetes; Eurotiales; Aspergillaceae. The coding region runs from base 1 to 1743 and encodes 580 amino acids.